Boeremia exigua is the source of this 1430-nucleotide messenger RNA. RefSeq lists its product as uncharacterized. Bases 90 to 1430 code for a protein of 446 amino acids. The transcript is spliced from 2 exons. The record is from RefSeq and is a predicted model, not a curated record. NCBI's taxonomy places the organism in Eukaryota, Fungi, Ascomycota, Dothideomycetes, Pleosporales, Didymellaceae.
GUUAACAUCGUUGGAAACCUAAACAACCCUUUCUCUCUUUGCAAAAUUAUUCGUUCAAUCCAUAUCGUAUCUACUCGUUAGUGAUAGCAAUGUCCUCCGGCUUACCAGGCCCGAGACGCUUCAGGGCUGCCUUUGUACUGUGGGUGUUCUUUGUAUUCACAAUCCUUCUUGGAUAUGCAUCAGCAACACCACUUCAUCAUGCUCGCAAUGAGUUGAUUCGACGUGCAGUCAAACCAGGAAUUGGUGUAGAACUCGAAAUCAGGAACAUCAACAUUGUAGGCCCAGGCAAGCCGUUGGUCGGAGAGAAACGGGAAGCUAUUAAGGGCGCUGUUAUGACGCCAGUCGGCUUCGCUGGAGCUCCAAAGCUCAACUGGGCACUUACGGCAGAGGUUGGCGAGUCCAACAUUCUACCCGAGGCCAUUGUCGAUGGUAUCAAGAACAAAGUCGGGGACCACCAAACAAAAGUCAUUGGAGAUCAGAUUUUCCAAUUCUUUAAAGGAUGGGCUCCAUGCUCCGCUAAAGGCUGCAAGGUAAAGAUCAACGGCUUCGAUAACUUAGGCGAAUGGUCAGUCAAAUGGCCAAUGCAACCAAUAGACUCAGACAAGAUGCUUUUCGGUCCCCAGGUCACGACUGCAAUGCCCCUGGGUGCCGUCCUGAAAAUCCUUGCCGAUGCGAAAGCGAAGAAUACGGUUAAGAACCCGCUCGCUAGCAGCGGAGCGCUAGAUGCAGCCAGGAUCAAGAUACUCACAAAGGCCGACUUCGCGUCUUUCAAGAAAAUCAGUCCAAGCGACAUUGAUGAUGAGUUCCUUGGUUUCUUCUCCCUCCUUACGUCUUAUUGCGUCCUGGCCAAAUUCACCGAUCCUAAAAAAGGACCAAAACAUCUACUUCCAGUUAUGCCUCGCACCGACUUCGUUGCGCAAUACACUAAGUUCAUAGAAAAGAAAUUGACAAAACAAUUCCUUGACAAGACGACGUCUCUGCUUGAUGUCGUUGUCAAAGUCUCUGGAAACGCGCAGCUUGCCAAAGAAGCAUUCAAAUGGAACACCGGAGCCAUCGCGACUAUCCCAGAAAACUGGGCAGGCAAGGCCAACAAUAUCAAGACUGGGAAGCUAGAAAUCGACGACUUCAUCAACCACAUUCAAGGCUUCGACAAGACGACGAAGAAGACACUCCCGAAGAUGGAUCUACUGAAGCUCAUGGACAAGACCAUGCGGCACGGACAGAUCGGCAGUCUCAACAACAAAAUGGAGCUCGUCCUUGAUUCUACCAAAGAGGCUCCUAUCUUUGAGUUCCGCGAGCUUGACUACGUUCAUGGGGCCAAGCUUGGUACUACCUUGGGCACGUAUGAAGACAAGGUUAUUGCAUACCACAAACAAUUCAAGAAGCGCAGUAUCAAUGACCAGGAGGAUGUGGACGCGUCACAAGAAUGA